UGUUCACCGUCACCUCCUAACCCCCUUUUCCUUCUAUCUGUCUGCCUAUAUCAAACUUCACUCCUCCUGCUGCUACCUAGGGACUUCUAAUGGGGUGUUUUCUUGCCUGUUCGGUUUUUCUAAGAAGAGAAAGCGGCGAAACCCCGCUACAAAAGCCCCCUCUGGUGACCAUAGACGUGUGAGUUAUGUACCAUUGGAUUCAUCUGUCAGAAUUAUUGGUGUUGAUGGUGGAGGAGAGAGUCUCAAAUCUGAACUAUACAGAGAUAAGGCCAAGGAGCAGAAGAGGUUGAAAACCCGAAAGAAAGUUAGCUUCAAUCUGAAUGUCCAGACGUAUGAGCCUAUUUCGACCGCUUACCAUUUCUUGGACAGCUAUGAGGAGGAGGAAAUCGGAGAAAAGAAUGUCAAAGAAAUGUCGAAGGGAAGACUUUCCACUUCAGCGUCUGAAAGGGAUUCAACAACACUGAGGGUAGGACUAUUUCCUUCAAGCUACAGGUACCAAAAUGUUCGGGACAGCUAUGAAGAAGAGGAAAGUGAGUUGCAUGACAAUGAUAUCGACGUUGUUUAUGAGGAUGACUACUAUGAUGACGAUGAAGACAGUGAGAUUGAUGAACAACAAAUAAGCCGAGAAGGGUUUUCGGAGGAACUAUGUUCUGCAUCGCGAAAUGGAGAAUCUGAAUAUCCAGAUGCUAGAGAUAAUAUCCGGUAUUUAAUUUCUGUACUGAGUCCAGUAGAGAAUCUCACACAGUGGAAAGCAGCCAAAGCAGCAGCACCAAAGCACCAAAAGGAGAAUACUGCAUUGUUUCAACAACCACGGAUGCCUUAUAGCACCAGAUCAAAUUUUAACCAGCCCACCAAACCUCUCCUGCAAGAAGUCCCAGUUCAUGCCAGUCUUUCGAGUUGGUUAAAUUCGCAAAGUACUAAUUAGUCCGUGGAGACCGAAUUGAAUCUAGAUCAUCAAACAGUUGCUACAACUGGGACAAUCUCAUCCAGCAAAUUAGUACACUGGACAGAUUAAAUUUCAGUCAUGGCCAAAAAGAUAAUUUUGAUACAAAAAGUGUGAAUUUUUGGGGGAUUGGUUGGAUAUGUGUGUGUAUUUGUUUCUGAGUGUCUUGAAUCUCUGGUAAAAGAGGAAGUCUGAUAGAUUUGUGCUUGUAUUGGGGGCCUCGGUUGUUUGUGUAAGAAAUUUACUGUAAUUCUGGUAAAAAAAUUGAUGUGAUUCCAUAUUAAAGAAGAACCGGCUUUGCCUCAAAA
Messenger RNA from Malus domestica (apple), 1251 nucleotides. RefSeq lists its product as uncharacterized. The record is from RefSeq and is a predicted model, not a curated record. NCBI's taxonomy places the organism in Eukaryota, Viridiplantae, Streptophyta, Magnoliopsida, Rosales, Rosaceae. Gene Ontology annotation, biological process: male meiosis II.